AUGUGCGUCGUGCAUGGAGAUUUUCCCACCAUGUUUUCCCGACUGGUUGCCUGUGAUGGCAGACACGCGAACCCGCUGUCUCGCCUGUUGAUUUUGCUCACUUCUCCGGAGGUUUGCGUUCUAACUAAUCGGUUUAUUUGGCGUCACAGCGGGGGAUUAAUCAGCACCGAUCCCUCUGUACAGACUCUUACUGAGAAGCAGCGCUGGAGCUCCGGAUCUCUCCUGAUGGAUUUACACGCUGUGUGCUGCACUCUGCUUCUGCUGACAUGGACAGGAGCAUGUUUUGCCCAACAUCUGUUAUUACCUGAGAAAAUGGAUAAAGCGGUUGGGGAGAAUGUAGUGAUUACCCCAAUCCAUAUUCCUGAUCCACCACACGACUACAUCAGAUGGAAGUUUAAUAUGAGCACCAUUCUUGCUGGACCUCCUGAUGGAAUUACAGUACAGCCACCGUACAGAGACAGAGUCAGUCUGAACAGCAACACUUUAGCUCUGGAGCUCAGGAACCUGGCUGAGAAUGAUACUGGAGAAUAUUCUCUGGGUGUAGAAACUCUUAAAGCUCGGUUCACAGAUGCCACCUCACUACAGGUGUUUGUUCCCAUCUCCAGCGUUACAAUAGUACCAAGUAACACAGAGCUGAUUGAAUUCAACAGCACUGUGAACAUCGUCUGCUCUGCGUCUGGCUCCUUGCUUUCAUUUAUUUGGCUGAAUGGCAGCUCUGAGGUAACAGCAGGGGGGCGAGUUCAGCUAACAGACAACAACAACAGUCUGACCAUCACCAGUGUGAUCAGAGGUGACACAGGCCCAUACCAAUGUGAAGCAUCCAACACCUUCAGCAAGAAAAGGAGUCCUCCAUUGAGCCUCACUAUUUACUAUGGUCCAGAAAAUGUUGUUGUUGAUGCAGAUCCAGUGGGACACUUCUACAGCUCUGGGUCAAAUGUCAAACUGACCUGCUCAGCUGAGUCCAGCCCUGCUGCUGAGUUUCAGUGGGCUGUGAAUGGAAGAGAGCUUGGUGAAAUGGGCCAAGAGCUCAGACUGAACAACAUUCAGAGUGGCAGUUACACCUGCAUCGCACAUAACAAACAGAGCCUAAGAUACUCCACGUCUGAACCCUUCAGCAUCACUGUACUUAUGCGUGUGGCAUGGGGAGCUUACACAUCUGGAAAGACACCAUCAAUGCUGAAAGGUGUGUCCAGUUUUGAUUUGGAGGACCUGGUAGUCGAUAUUGGAUACUGGUUCAAGGGUAGUACAAAUCGAAAAGGGUACUUGACAGAGUUUUGUGAGCUCCAUGAAACAGAGUACAUGGAGAUCCUCAUGCACGUCUCCGUUCGUUGGUUAAGUCUUGAGCACUGUGUAACACGGAUCCUGAGACUUUAUGAACCACUGGCCAGCUACUUCAAAUCUGCUAGAAGAAAGCUGAACAUUAGCUUCACCACCAGGGCUAAGCUCAACAGGUUACUGGAUGAUGGAGACAUCACACCACAGCAGAUGGAGAAAUUCCAUGAGGCUGCUUUGGCAUUUCUGAUCAAUGCUGUGGACUACGCUUUGAAGAAGCUGCCCCUCCAAGAGCCACUGCUCAAGCAUGCCAAAUUUGUAGAUGUUCGACAGAGGUCUGAAUGUGCCAUAGAAGAUGUCCUUUACUUUGUUGAGAGGUUUCCCCACAUCCUCCCAUACCAUGGACCAGCGGAGCAUGAUCUACUGGCAGAGGAGUUUCUGGAGUACCAGACAAUGCCGUUGCCACCACUGCAGCACCCAGAGGAAUUUGAAAUCGAAAGCUUCUGGGCUGAAAUGGCUACACGGAAAGAUAAGGUGACAGGAGUAAACCAAUUUCAGAGGCUUGCUGCGAUUUCAAAGCUGGUCCUCGUCCUCCCACAUUCCAAUGCAGAUGCAGAAAGGGUGUUUCCUGUGGAAACACAGGAAACAAAACCUUUCAACAAAACAAAGACAAGAAACAGUUUGGCCCUAGAUAGUACCCUUUCCUCAAUCAUGACUGUAAAGAUGGCAGACUUGGAGCCCUGCUUUAAGUGGGAGCCCUCACCCACGAUCAUCAAGGCCUCCAAGAAGGCCACAGGCCUGUACAAUCAAGCGCACAAAACUUAG
Molecule: messenger RNA, 2097 nt
Organism: Neoarius graeffei (lesser salmon catfish)
Lineage: Eukaryota; Metazoa; Chordata; Actinopteri; Siluriformes; Ariidae
Exons: 11
Coding region: 1-2097 (698 amino acids)
Source: RefSeq, a predicted model, not a curated record